Molecule: messenger RNA, 390 nt
Organism: Austrofundulus limnaeus
Lineage: Eukaryota; Metazoa; Chordata; Actinopteri; Cyprinodontiformes; Rivulidae
Product: transmembrane protein 100
Exons: 1
Coding region: 1-390 (129 amino acids)
Biological process (GO): cellular response to BMP stimulus
Cellular component (GO): plasma membrane
Source: RefSeq, a predicted model, not a curated record
AUGGGCUGCACAACGGGCCAUUUUACUUGCCAGCCACAACCCCCGGUGAACUCUGGGCAGGAGAGUCAAUCCCUUGAAGCCAGUGGUGCCAAAGUUCCUGAAGUACUCUCUUCUCUGGAACGUUUGUCCCAAGCCACCGGAGGCAUGGAGAAGUCCUGGUAUCGCUGCAUUUUCCCCUUUGGAAUCAUCUCUUUGGUCAUCGGAGUUGCGGGAACGGGGGUGACCUACACGUACAACGACCUGCCACAGACUAAAGUUGUCUCCGUGGUGUUACUUGUCAUGGGCGUCGUGCUGCUGCUGAUGGCAACUGCCUGUUGGACUCUCCACAAGAAGAAGAGGAGGAAAAAGAAGGAGGGAGAGUCACUGACAUCCGAGCAGUGUCCCCUGUGA